Molecule: messenger RNA, 2877 nt
Organism: Magnolia sinica
Lineage: Eukaryota; Viridiplantae; Streptophyta; Magnoliopsida; Magnoliales; Magnoliaceae
Product: pentatricopeptide repeat-containing protein At1g20230-like
Exons: 1
Coding region: 694-2754 (686 amino acids)
Biological process (GO): RNA modification
Molecular function (GO): zinc ion binding; RNA binding; protein binding
Source: RefSeq, a predicted model, not a curated record
GAAAAACAGGGUUGAUGAAACCUACCGUUUUAGGAGGAGAAGAGACGGAAGGCGGUAAUUGCAGAGACGGAGAGAGAUUGCAGAGAGGGAGGGGGAGAGAGAUUGCAGAGAGGGAGAGAGAGCUUGGGAUGGAGAGACGAAACCUUCAAUUCCCUUUUUAUGGAAGCUUAUCAAUGGUGGUUGUUGGUGUGGUAAAUGGCGGUUGUUGGUGCGGUAAUAAUGGAGCUCUGAUGCGGUAAUAGUGUUGUAGGAUGUGGAUUGGCUGAACUGCUGCAAGGCUUGCUGGAGUUCCUUCAGUGGCUGGUGCUUCUUCUUCAUUGGCUGGAGCUUCAUGGCUAUAAUGGUGGUUGGUGGGUUGGUGCGUUUCUCCCUCUUCCCCUCUUUUUAAAAAUCCGACCGUUGAGCCUGUAAGUGACUUACAGGGAAGUGACUUCGCACCCCAUCUCCCUGCAGUUUUUUGGUAGUUUUGCCUGUAAGUUACUUACAGGUGAUUUUUCUCCCCCAAACACCACCUGUAAGUGACUUCCCUGUAAGUCACUUCCCACUUACCCAACUUACAGGCAUCUAAACAGGCCCCAAGGAAAAAGACGAAACUGACGUCAACAACCCCUUACAAUUUCCUCCUUUCUAACCAUUCCCCGCCACCUCCCCUCAUAAAUUCAUCCAAAAUAUCAGCAAAAAUCCGAAGAUUACAUGAUUUCAAAGCUACCCCCCAACCGUCCUUCUCAUCUUACCCUCAAAUUCUUGAAACUUUAUGUGAAUUCUGGUGAUCUGCAACGCGCACAGCACCUGUUCGAUCAAAUUCCUGAACCUGACCUCCGUACGCAGACCAUCUUGAUCACUGCCUACACCAAGUGGGGCUUCCCGAAGGAAUCCCUUAAACUCUACCGUGAAUUGCGAAACAAGAAAAUCAAACCCGAUAGGUUGGUUCUGUUGUCAGCUGCAAAGGCAUGCACGGCUUCAUCAGAUCUUAUCAAAGCGAAAGAGAUUCACGAAGAUGCAGUUAGAUUUGGGUUUGGCUCAGACCUUGUUUUGGGAAAUGCAUUGAUUGAUAUGUUUGGGAAAUGCAACUCCAUUCAAGCUGCGGGGAAAGUUUUUGAUGAUCUGCCUGUUAAAGACGUGGUUUCUUGGACUUCGAUGGCUGUUGGUUAUUGGAAUUGUGGGCUUCCAAGAGAAGCUCUAUGGGUUCUCCGUGAAAUGGGACUGAAUGGAGUGAGACCGAAUUCAAUUACAGUGUCAUCCAUUCUGCCUGCUUGUUCGCAUUUGAAAGCUUUGAAUGCAGGGAGAGAGAUUCAUGGGUUUGUGGUGAGGAAUGGGAUGGGAGAUAAUGUGUUUGUGAAUAGCGGGCUUGUGGAUAUGUAUGCUAAAUGCUUAAGCACGUGGCAAGCGCGGAAUGUUUUUGAUAACAUGCCUCAGAGGGAUGUCGUCGCAUGGAACGUGAUUCUAACCACAUAUUUCUCGAACGGGGACUGGAAUGAAGCUUGCAAGCUCUUUGAUCAGAUGAAAAUAGAAGGGGCUAAGGUGAAUUCUGCUUCAUGGAAUGCUAUGAUCACUGGGUGCACGCAGAAUGGACUGAAUGAGCAAGCAUUUGAAUUGCUUGCCCGAAUGCAAGAUUCUGGGUUCAAGCCUAACCAAUUCACUAUCGCCAGUGUCAUGCCUGCUUGCACCAGUUUGGAAAGCCUAAGAGGGGGCAAGGAAAUUCAUGGGUAUAGCUUUAGGCAUUGUUUUAUGGAGGAUGUAGUCAUUGCAACGGCUUUGGUCUUCAUGUAUGCUAAAUGUGGGGACCUGGGGAUUUCUCGAAGAACUUUUGAUAGAAUGCCUAGAAAAGAUACAGUAGCUUGGAACACCAUGAUCUUGGCAAAUUCGAUGCAUGGACAUGGUGUCAAGGCUCUGUCACUUUUUCGUGGAAUGAUAGGUUCAGACAUUAGGCCUAAUUCUGUCACCUUCACGGGUGUUCUUUCUGGUUGUAGUCACUCACGGCUUGUUGAUGAAGGUCACGCUAUCUUUAAUUCGAUGAGCAGGGACCAUGGGGUUGAACCUAAUGAAGAUCACUGCUCUUGCAUGGUUGAUGUGUUUAGCCGGGCAGGCCGCCUCGAAGAGGCAUAUGGAUUUAUCCAAAAGAUGCCACUCGAACCUACUGCUGGAGCUUGGGGAGCUUUGCUCGGUGCCUGUAGAGUAUAUAAGAACGUCGAGCUAGGAGCAAUUGCAGCAAAACGUCUGUUUGAUAUUGAGCCAGACAACCCAGGGAACUACAUACUGUUAUCGAACAUUUUUGUGGCGGCCAAAUUACCGGAUGAUGCGUCAAUGGUUAGGAAAUUGAUGAGAGACCGAGGCAUUAUGAAAAUGCCUGGGUGCAGUUGGAUUCAAGUAAAGGAUAAAGUAUACACUUUCACCGCAGGCGAUAAGAGAAGUGCCCAGAGCGAUGAAAUCUAUGGUUUUCUUGAUGAGUUGGGUGAGAAGAUGAGACUCAUGGGUUAUGUGCCCAACACUGGUUUUGCUUUGCAGGAUGUAGAUGAAGAGGAGAAAGAAGAGGGUUUGAUUAGCCACAGUGAGAGACUUGCGGUUGCUUUUGGAAUCCUUAACUCGAAUGGGGGAUUGACAAUUCGGGUAUUCAAGAACUUAAGGAUAUGCGGAGAUUGCCAUAAUGCUAUCAAGUUCAUUGCCAAGAUUGUCGGGAUGCAGAUCAUCGUGAGGGACACUAUGAGAUUUCACCAUUUCAGAGAUGGGUCUUGUUCCUGUCAUGACUUUUGGUAACACGUAGAUCUGAUUGUGGGGAUUGACUGAUUUGCCAACGAUAUAACGUUCAUGAAAAAGAUCUUUGCCACAAGUUAAUCACGAUAGAUUCUACAUGUUUUUUCCAUUUUAGAGACAGGCGUU